This is a messenger RNA of Xenopus tropicalis (tropical clawed frog), 579 nucleotides long. It is a transcript of the gene stmp1, whose product is annotated as short transmembrane mitochondrial protein 1. The record is from RefSeq and is a predicted model, not a curated record. The transcript has 3 exons. NCBI's taxonomy places the organism in Eukaryota, Metazoa, Chordata, Amphibia, Anura, Pipidae. The coding region runs from base 101 to 244 and encodes 47 amino acids.
CUCUGAUUAGCCCGGAUCAAAGAUGGCUGCCACUUGACUUCCGGCAGACGGAGAAAACCUACUAAAGCGCAGGGUCACACUUGAAAAGGAAGUUGCCAUUAUGUUGCAGUUUUUGCUGGGAUUUACUUUGGGGAAUGUCGUGGGCAUGUACCUCGCCCAGAACUACCAGGUACCGGAUAUAGCCAAAAAGGUGGAGGAUUUUAAGAAGGAUUUGGAAGCCAAAAAGAAGCCCCCAAGUGACUGAUCCUCAAUGGAUAUUUCUGGAAAGGCCAUUUUUUUUAUCCUAUCCCUUUGUGUAUUAGUGGGGUAUCAAAGGGUGCAGCCAGAAAUGCCGACAAUUGUCAGGGAACCCCUGUAAUGGACUGAUACAUCUUUUUGGGGGGCCACUUAGAGGGAACCUUCUGCUGACUCCCAGCAGAGGCCAAAGAUGCAGCCUAUAAAGCUCCCUACUCUGCUAUACGAGGUGCUCAUUCCGUGUUACUCCUAUUGUACUGGAAGUGUCGGCAAAUAUGGCACCUGGUUGUCCGUAGGCUGCUUUUAGCUUUGGGUAUUAAUAAUAAAGUUAUAUAUUUACUGUAA